Homarus americanus (American lobster) is the source of this 3195-nucleotide messenger RNA. Its product is annotated as solute carrier family 46 member 3-like. Bases 836 to 2491 code for a protein of 551 amino acids. Lineage: Eukaryota; Metazoa; Arthropoda; Malacostraca; Decapoda; Nephropidae. The record is from RefSeq and is a predicted model, not a curated record. Gene Ontology annotation, biological process: transmembrane transport. The transcript is spliced from 5 exons. Gene Ontology annotation, molecular function: transmembrane transporter activity. Gene Ontology annotation, cellular component: membrane.
UUUCUCUCAGUGGCACUAAAAUCCUCCCUCUUAUUCCCGUUAUAUUCGCCUCACCCACCUGUGCUAGAUUGACUGUAUAUCGUAGGCACUGUGUUUCGUUCUAAUACUUCAGUGUAUAGCGUGUUUAUGGCCAGAAAGAAGCAAAUUCGCCUUUAAAAAUGAUUAGACUGUUCCCAUAUUGUCACCAUACUGUCAUUUACAUCUGGCCCGUUAGGUUUUUAAUCACUUGAAUCUUUAUGAUAUUUCAUGUUGUCUUAAAUUUCAUAUAAUUUGAAGGUGUUUGUUAGUUAGACAAAGAAGUUAUUAAGAAUAAUUUUAAAAAGUAGCCUACGGUGGGAGGAGGGCUAGGACACUGAUACCCGUGAAAGUUCAGUUUGCAUUUCCUGCUUGCCAGGCGUUGCUCUUCUGUGUGUUCUGAUUUCGAAAAUAAUGGAGCUCCGUUCGUUGUUAUCAACCAAGAAUUAUAUAUAUAUUUGAAAUAAAGUGUUUAUGAUUAAUUGCACACCGAAUAAUAGGUUAACAGAGCGAGGAUCAUCCGUCAGUGGACACGUCAACGAAAAAUGUUGUUUGCUGAAAGUAAAGAGUGAAGGUGGCGCGGGAAAUUUAAAUUGUUGUAUUUGUUUAAUUAUCGACGCCAGGAACGUUACACAUCACGGGCUCAGAGCUGUCACCAUACUCUUACUAUGUUUGUAAAGAAAAUUUUAAUAAUAUGUCUCUGGAACUAAAAUUCAGUGUCAUGUUAUCUAUCGAUUUUUAUCACACACGCACACACAGACUCGGUAGCAUUCAUAAGUAACAAGGCGUCACUAACCUUCACAAAUACUAAUAUAGUGUUAUGAAGAACAAGAUGAGACGCAAAACAAUGGAUAGUUACAAUGAGACCUCACCGCUAUUGGGUGACAACGACGCCCAAUCAAAGGAGACGAUGGGUGCCCGUCAACAGGAGGAGGGGCGAGUACCCCCACAAGUAGACCCCCCAUACCACUACACCUCGCCAUUCAACCCCGUUACAAGGAUGAUCAAACAGGCAGCCAAGAACGUGACCUUGGAGCCUAUGUUGUUUUUGAAGAUGUUAGCUGAGGGCAACUAUGGUGUAGUGGCCGACACUCUCGAGAUAGAUCGCGUGUGUCGGGUCAACCUUAACUUCACAGAGGAGGAGUGUGCUCAUAUGGACAGUGGCAACUACACCCAUGUUCAGGUUGCUGUACAGAGAUUCCAGAACACCUUCAACUAUAACCAGAGUCUGAUGGACAGUUUGAUUCCCCUGGCUGUUGUGUUGUUCAUGGGUUCCCUCAGUGACCACCACGGGCGUAAACCUCCAAUGUUAGCAGUCUUGGCUGGCUUCGUGGCUGUGUCUUGUGGCUAUCUCUUGGUGUCUCUAAAACCUACCUGGCCUGUUCAAGUGUUGUAUGGUGCCACUCUGGCUAUAGAUAUCACAGGCUCGUGGGUGGUGUUCAACAUGGCGGUGUACAGCUAUGUGGCUGACAUCACGACCCCUGAAAAUCGUACUAAGAGGCUUGGAGUGUUGGACGCCUGCUGGUACCUGGGUGGUCCCAUAGGCCGCUUGAUUGGGGGAUGGUUGUUUCGAGCUGCUGGAUACCCUGUAGUGUUUCUUCUAUCAGCUGUUUUGUGGAUCAUCUGUUUCAUGUAUGUGUUGCUGUGGGUAUCUGAGAGUGUUGACAGAACUACCCAAAGAAGUAGCCCUCAAGAGGUUCAAGAUGCUCGCUUUGGACCACUGCGACAUGUGGUGGCUCUCCUGAGGACAGCGUUCAAAUCCAGACCUGGUCGUGGUCGCUUUCAUCUUGUGGUGUUAUUGAUCCUUAAACUUAUGGUGUUUCUGGUACAAGGUCACCAAAUGUAUCUUUGGGCCAGGCGUGUCCUUAAAUGGGGACCGGCAGAGUUUUCUACCUGGACCAGCUUGGAUUCAGUGAUACACCAGGCAGGCAUGGUAACCUGGGUGUGGCUGGCAUCUAGACUUGGAUUACAUGACACCUCAGUGGCUGUGGGAGGGUUGGUAUCCCUGGGGUUAUGGUCAGCAGUGUUGGCAUGUAUUAUGGGUCCUGGGAUGUGGUGGCUGGUUGUGGUGGCAUCAGUGGUAGGCAUGUUAGAACCCUGCAUAGAACCUGCCCUGCGGACCAUGCUGACCACAGUGGUGGGAGUGGCCGAGGCUGGCAAAGUUCUGGCGCUCACUGGCCUCCUGGAAGCUGCCUGGCUCUCUGUGGACCGAACUAUAUUCACCUUCCUCUAUAACACCUUCGUAAAAUCAUUCCCUCAGAUAAACUUCGUGGUGCAGAGCUGCCUGUGUGUCGUGAUCAUCCUCAUAUGUCUGUUACUGCGGCUGGAUAUGGGUCGUCAGCCCUCUGCCACCCACACCCCCGGCCAACCACCCGUCCAGGCCACAGUGUACAGCGUGCAGUACCCAGAGAGCUCACCAAAACAAAAUAUCUCCCACAGCCCACCAAGAGACACCCCCCACGCUCACUACAUAUAGUAUUUGUGCUCAGGAAUUCUAGGAGCAAGUGCAGUUGGGAACUUGGGACUUGUGCUUAGAUAACUCAAGAAUAUAAGCAGCAAAUUAUUUUUAAAUACAGUAUUUAUAAUUAAUUGGCCACAGUUUGUCAGUCCAUACUGAGCAUUUUUACUGAUCUGAUUGGUGGAUGAUUUUACCCUGUGAGAGCUCACAUUGUGUCCACUAUAACCAAGUUUACUUAAAAUAAAGGAACUAGAAAUAAGUACAGUACAGUACUCCGAAAACAUGACUUUUCUGAAGUUUUUUAGAUAGAUAAAUAUAAGUAACAAAAGGUUAAGUGAAUAAUAUGUCCUUUAGAGAAAAAAUCAAUAACAUUCAAGAUAAAGCUUGUAUAGUAUACAGUAAAUAUGUUGAGCACAAAACAAUUGGCACAAUUUCUAGUGUCUGGUAAUUCCUGUACAGUUUACUCCACUCUUUAUUGUUAGUAUAUCUAUCUGUUAAAGUAGUACAGUAUUAGUAUUAUUUUACCAUAUUUACCCACUACAGAUGGCCAUGCCGAGCAAUAUACAGUAUACAGAGUAUAUAUAAAGAGUAAAUUGAAUGAGAGCAUAUAUAUAUUUUGUUUGUGUGUGAUUUGGUGAUUAAGUCUAUUUUUGUAUACCGCACAGUACUUAUAAAUACGUGGUAUGUAAUAUAAGUGCCGUAUUAAAUACGACACUGAAAUU